UUUAAAAAAAAAAAAAAAAAAAAGAUCAGCAGGAGCCAAAUGGUAAGAACCUUAUAGGCCAUGUGAAUGGGGGAGGGGAUGAGUCAGCUUUCUGGCUUAAACAACAGGAUGCAUGGGAUGCUUUUUACUGAGAUAGAAAAGAGGAAGUCAGGCUGAGCUUUAGCAGUAAUGAAACAGUUCUGUUUGGGAAGUCCUAAGUUUGAGAGGUGCAGACAGGUUUGUGUAAGAAACAACCUGAACGGUCAGCUAUCAGAUAAGCCGUUGGAAAUGGGUCUGGACUUAGAGGAGUUGGAAAAGGGCCUGUACCGGGAGCGUGAAUCUCUUGCUCAUUCCUGUUUCUAAGUGAAAUAUUCUUUUUGUUCUUAAUUCUAAAACAGACCAAAUGUGAUUAAAUGGUCAGCACCUCAUCUGUGGGUACUUUCCCAAAACGAGUGAAAAUUGUGGAAGUUGGUCCCCGAGACGGACUACAAAAUGAAAAGAAUAUCGUCCCCACUGCCAUGAAAAUCAAGCUGAUAGACAUGCUUUCUGAAGCAGGACUUCCCGUUAUAGAAGCCACCAGCUUUGUGUCCCCUAAGUGGGUUCCCCAGAUGGCUGACCACACUGAAGUCUUGAAGGGCAUCCAGAAAUUUCCUGGCAUCAACUACCCAGUCCUGACCCCAAAUUUCAAAGGCUUCCAGGCAGCGGUGGCCGCGGGAGCCAAGGAAGUAGCCGUCUUUGGAGCCGCCUCGGAGCUCUUCACCAAGAAGAACAUCAACUGCUCCAUCGAGGAGAGCAUUCAGCGGUUCGGUGAAGUCCUGAAGGCAGCUCGGGCGGCCAGCAUCCCUGUGCGAGGGUACGUCUCCUGUGCACUUGGCUGCCCCUAUGAAGGGAAGAUCUCCCCAGCCAAAGUCGCUGAGGUCACCAAGAAGAUGUACUCAAUGGGCUGCUACGAGAUCUCCCUGGGGGACACCAUCGGCGUGGGCACCCCCGGGGGCAUGAAGGAUAUGCUGUCUGCUGUCAUGCAGGAGGUGCCUGUGGCUGCCCUGGCUGUCCACUGCCAUGACACCUAUGGCCAGGCCCUGGCCAACACCUUGAUGGCCCUGCAGAUGGGGGUGAGUGUCGUGGACUCUUCUGUAGCAGGACUUGGAGGCUGUCCCUAUGCACAGGGGGCAUCGGGAAACUUAGCUACUGAGGACCUCGUCUACAUGCUGGCCGGCUUGGGCAUUCACACGGGUGUGAACCUCCAGAAGCUCCUGGAAGCUGGGACCUUUAUCUGUCAAGCCCUGAACAGAAAAACCAGCUCGAAAGUGGCUCAGGCUACCUGUAAACUGUGAGCCUUCUGCCCACCCAGAGCCCCGGGGCCUGUGUAGGAACAGGGGCACGCGGGGAUGACGCACCAGGGAGUGCGUGGCACUGGGAGUGCAAUUACCAGAGCAGGCACCUCCGCCAGCCCUGCGCUAGUCUGUCCUGGAAGAAAGGAGGCGAGGGGCGCGGCCUCAGCUCCUCCUUCCUGGAGGGCUCCUUUCACCACAGACCCAGCAGCCUGGGAGCUGAGUGCCUCAGGGCACUUGGGAACCCAGUUCCCCAGCUUGGGUUGAUCCUCAAGUCUCAUCUCUGGGUGAAGUAAAUCUGCCAGCAGGCGCCUCUACCCAGCGCGACCCUGCCGUAGCCCUGGGGACAUUGCUCUCUGAUGUCAUAGGGCAAAGGGGUAUGGAGUUUUUUCCCAAGCUGGCAGAAGGCAUUUGCUGAAGGAGGUGAGGGCUGAGCUCUGGUGGCCACCUGCCAACGCCAGCACCUCUGGAAAAUCUCUACUCUAAAUGUGAUUUGUGAAAUCAGCUUAUGUAACUACAGUUUAAUGACACAGAAACAUUCCAGUAUUCUGUUGUGCAGAUGUGUAUGUAUGAGAGUGGGGGAAUAAAACAUCUUUACAUUUGCACUCAGA
Messenger RNA from Equus caballus (horse), 1921 nucleotides. RefSeq names its product 3-hydroxy-3-methylglutaryl-CoA lyase (gene HMGCL). The record is from RefSeq and is a predicted model, not a curated record. Gene Ontology annotation, molecular function: hydroxymethylglutaryl-CoA lyase activity. NCBI's taxonomy places the organism in Eukaryota, Metazoa, Chordata, Mammalia, Perissodactyla, Equidae. Gene Ontology annotation, biological process: ketone body biosynthetic process; L-leucine catabolic process. Gene Ontology annotation, cellular component: mitochondrion.